UGCUUGUUCACAGAGCUCGACUCGCAGGGGGUGGCGUUGGUGUCGAGACAUUCGCUGACAUACGAGGAACCAGGCCGAUCCUCCAUCUUAUCUGAAGCCCAUCCGGUAAGAACAGAGAACUCUCAUUUCUUUGAAGUCCGGUGGUGGGGUUGGUUGGCACGAUGGCCCUCGGAUCUUUUGGAGACAUGAACGUGUGCUACAUCCUGGAUGGGAUUCUCAUCCUGUACGGCAUCGUUCUCACCGUCCUCUACUGCAGACUGAGGAUGACCCCAUCUUCCAGUCAAACCGAGAAGCAGCCCGCUGAUGGAGGAAUCUAUGCGGGUCUGUCUGCUCGCAGCAACGACACCUACGAGACCAUCGGGAAGGACAAGAAGCCCAUCAUGUAGCCGGAGACGCUGAACACGAAACCACGCUGCUGUACCUACUGAAGCUUUAUACACGACUGUAAAUGACCCAGCUCGGAGCCUGAGCUUAUUGUCUCGUUGAAUUCUCCUUUCCUUUGUGAAAACUAUCUCCUCCGUUCUGUGACGUUGUGUCACGCCAUGAAUAAAAUGCUGUAAAUUAAUUUAACACUUUGUCGGUGAGACUUCACUGUGUAGCUCUGUACGUGUCACUCUUCUUCUUUUUUUAAUAGAAGUGUAGUCUUUUGUUUCAGUUCUUGGAUUGUCUUUUUUAUCUGAAGAAGACAAUGUUUUUGUUGUCGUUGUCUGGUGAGAAAACAAUGAAGUACAGUAAAGUAUAUAUUUUUUUGUACUAGUGGCUGCAGGUCCGACAAUGCAUUUCACUGUGCGUUGCACUACGCUGCCGCCCAAUUAUAAACAAGGUCGAAGAAGCGAGACCACAUCACUCCCAUUCUUGCAUCAUUACAUUGGCUCCUCGUUCUUUUUAGGACACACUUCAAAAUUCUUCUGCUUGUUUAUAAAUCCCUCUGUGGAGGAGAGAGAGUUCUGACUCUGUUGAGGCUUUUAAGAAGCACCUCAAGACUCAUUUUUAUUUCCUGGCUUUAAAUGGAAUUUAAUUGUUUUAUCUCCUCAUCUUGUCACCCUGGGUGUUAAUAGUUUUUUUUUUAAUUUGUUGAGACAGUGAUGUGUGACAGUGUUGAUCGGAAAUUGCAUGUUGAUAUGACAUGUUGAUUGUGAAGCACUUUGCUGCAAAUGCUCUUUGCUUUUUUGAGGUACUAUGUAAAUGAAAUAAACUAUAUAUAACUGUG
Mugil cephalus (flathead mullet) is the source of this 1210-nucleotide messenger RNA. RefSeq names its product Fc receptor, IgE, high affinity I, gamma polypeptide like (gene fcer1gl). The record is from RefSeq and is a predicted model, not a curated record. Gene Ontology annotation, molecular function: IgE receptor activity. Gene Ontology annotation, biological process: cell surface receptor signaling pathway. Lineage: Eukaryota; Metazoa; Chordata; Actinopteri; Mugiliformes; Mugilidae. Bases 162 to 386 code for a protein of 74 amino acids. The transcript is spliced from 5 exons. Gene Ontology annotation, cellular component: Fc-epsilon receptor I complex.